Molecule: messenger RNA, 3337 nt
Organism: Emericellopsis atlantica
Lineage: Eukaryota; Fungi; Ascomycota; Sordariomycetes; Hypocreales; Bionectriaceae
Product: PH domain-containing protein
Exons: 3
Coding region: 397-2997 (866 amino acids)
Source: RefSeq, a predicted model, not a curated record
CGGCGUCCGUUCGGUCCAGUGGCUGUUAGUACUUGUUGGUAGCCAGCUGGUCGUGGUCGUCAAACGGGGCGGCGGCGGCGCAUUAGCUCUUGUGCCAAUCCUCCACUAUCGACCGCUACCGAACACCAUUGCGUCAACACCUCAUCGACAUUUGCCCACAUCUCCUGCCCAGCGGGAUCGCCAAAAGCAGUCCGACUCCCCCUCCUUCACCUGUCCCUGCUGCCGAACGUCUGAGUGCCUGUACAUUCAUUACCACUUGCUUGCAGAUUCUCCUCUUUUCUUACCCUCCGUGGCUUUUCUCUUUGCGCGCUGCCACCGCAGCAUCCCCCUCCGCCGUAAUUGCGGACGAGCAGACGACGAUCCUUGCCGUCGCCGGUCAAUUGUGUCUCGCCCAGCAUGGAAUAUCCUUCGUCGUCAUCAGCACACCCAGGUGUUGACGCCCACCCUGCGAAUUCGUACAACGGCGUUCAUGAUGCGAACUACGCGACCCAGCCAAACAACGACGCAGGCAACUACAAUCCUGCAGUCGACAAUAGCCAGCAGCAAUACAACGAAAAUUACCCAGCCGGUGGUCGUUUCACAGAGGAGUGGGACGCCAGCCAGCGAGGAAGCUCCAUUAUCGACGGAGGGCGUAACGGUGCCGCGCCGCGCGCGGGCGGGAGCACGAUGCAGCGCUCAGCUUCGGUCCACAGCUACAAUGUCGGCGACGAGGAACAGCUCUCAACAGGGAAGUUGCCCAGCAGAGGAAAUACCCUCAAGAAGAAGAGCUCGAUGCGCCGCAACGGCAGCCUGGGACGUGGGGCCAGCCGUCGCAGCGCGAGAGCUGGCAGCGUAAAGAGCCUUGCCCUCCAGUCCUCCUCGGACCGCGAUGAGUCCCACAGCGCCUUCUUCUGCCCUGUGCCUACCUCUGGUAACCCUACCGAGAUCCUCAUCAACCGCUUCCAGUCUUGGAGAAAGGUCCUCAAGGAUCUGAUCGCGUACUUCCGUGAGAUUCAGAACCACUAUGAGCAUCGUGGCAAGGCCUUGAUCAAGCUUGCCAAUACGUCAAACAAUAUCCAGAGUCCGCCUGGCUUCCUCAAGUCAGCUGGUAUCGAUGAUGCGCUCCAGUUCCUUCGGGUAUACAAUAAGAACGCCAUCGCGGAGGCUAGUAAGGCCAGGGACAUUGAGGAAGAUGUCAUUCUGGCCUUGACUGGCCUGCGGAGCGAUCUCCAGCAGAAGAUCAAGGAGAUCAAGAAUCUGUCAGGGGAUUUCAAGAACACGGUCGAGAAGGAGAUGGACAGUACUCGCAAGGCUGUCCGCCACCUGCAAGACGUGCUCGGGAAGAAUGAGGCCGAUGACGCCAGCACGACCGGCAAGCUGGACCCAUUCCUCCUGCGUUUGGCCGUGGAUCGUCAGGUAGAGCGUCAAUUGGACGAGGAGAACUAUCUCCACCAAGCUUACCUCAAUCUCGAGAACUCUGGUCGCGAGCUCGAAUCAAUCGUCGUGGGCGAGAUUCAGAAGGCUUACAACGCCUACGCUGGUAUCCUCAAGCGCGAAGCUGACAAUGCAUACGGUGUCAUCGAGGAGCUCCGCGAUGGCCCUAUCUCAAUGCCCAAGGACCAGGAAUGGAUUCACUUUGUCACCCACGAUGAGCAGUUUGUGGAUCCCACGAUCCCUCUCCGUUCUGCAGAGCAGAUUCACUAUCCGGGUCAAGACCAUGUGGCUGCGCAGGAGAUCCGUGCCGGUUUACUCGAGCGCAAGAGCAAAUAUCUCAAGAGCUACACCGCAGGAUGGUACGUUCUGUCCACCACCCACCUUCACGAGUUCAAGUCGGCGGACAAGGGCCAGGCGCCCGUCAUGUCGCUGUACUUGCCCGAGCAGAAGGUGGGCUCGCACUCUACAGGCGAGGGGUCAUCCAACAAGUUCGUGCUCAAGGGGCGCCAGACAGGUACCUUGCACCGAGGUCACACAUGGGUGUUCCGUGCCGAGAGCCACGACACGAUGAUGGCCUGGUAUGAGGAUAUCAAGGCUCUUACAGAGAAGACCCCUGAGGAGCGCAACCAGUUCGUGCGACACCACUCUCGCAGUUUGAGUCAAUCCUCACGCCGAUCCGCCCGAUCUGCUAGCAGCGACGGGCUCAACGACGACGAUGACGAGGAGCCAUUCUCGGCAGGAGCGCAAAUCGACGUUAACCCGGGUCCCAGGGGCGACUCGGCGUCUCGGCGAUCUCAACCAGGUGGGCGGUUUCCAUCCGAUAUCCAAGUCAAUGCACAGCGUGGCUUACAAGCCCCACGAUCGACAUCUAGUUUAAGCUCCAGUGCUCGGGAACAACAGCGCCAGCACUCGGAUGCCCAGGCAAUCGGUGCCGCCACUGCCCUUCCAGGAUCAGCCAUGGGAGCCGCCGCGUAUGGCCAGUACCAGAAUGAACACGACCAGCGCAACUAUGGAGGUCUUGAUCAAGUUCCUGUUGACGAGCCGUCCAGCGCCGUCAUUGCCAGUCAUGAGGCGCAAUAUGAUGGCGUAAACCCAUACACAAGCGAGCCAGCAAGAUACCCCGAGCAUCAGCAACAAGCACAGGAGCAAUAUUACCAGCAGCCAGUGCAACAGCAUGCGCAGCAGCCAGGUCCAAUAGAUCAACAGCAGCCUCAGUCAUAUCAACAAGACCGAACAUUCGUUGCGCCUGUCGUUACUUCACUUCCAGAGCGAACCGCUCAGCCGGCGCAGGUCGAGGAACCUCAAGCCAUGAGCUCCGGAAACGAGUCUCCUCUUGCAGAGGACCAGGGUCAACAAGCCAGCGGUAGCGCAUAUGCCCCAACUGCGAUCGGUGCCAUCCCGACCAAGGCAGAUCCAGUGCCUGCACCAGAAGCCUCUGGACCCUAUGUGACCACGGAUGGCACUCAGGUUGGUGGCGGCGACCUCCCCAGGCGGCCGACCAACCAGACCUCGAGGAACGAGAGUGUGAACACGAUUUCCAAUCUACACGUGCCCGGCGGUUAUCCCCGGAACAGCAUGGCAUAGAUAAUUCCCCUUCAUUGCGUCUUUCCUUGCCUCUUAUCGUUUGCUUCUGUAUGGAUUUCACUGUAUUGCUUCAAUGGUGGAUGGGAUGGAUGGUUGGUAUAAAGCGCGGUCCCCUAGACACUUGGUCUCGAGUCUUCAGGAUAACAGUAUAUUGUUUUUGUAGUAUCUUUAUUGUUGCAGCUUCGGAUUAAUUAUCCGUUAUCUGAAUUGCGCCUCUUGUUGACCUUGUGAAGUAUGGCAGGCCGUAUCUUCAUGCUCUCAAGUCGAGUCUCCAUACAAAGCGGCACACCGGCAGCGUAUCUAUGUAGAAUUGGUGACAGACUAGAAGUAUUCACCACAG